AUGGGGCUCUGCAGGGUCUCUGCCCCUUGCUCUGCCCUCCUCUUCCUGGCAUUUCUCCAUCUGAGGAUCCAGGCCAAGCCUUCCUCCCAGAAACAGCCGCUGCUUUUCAUACGCAUUUUGCAGGAUUUUGGUUUCGUUGCUGUUUUUUCAACCCAUGACUUUGGUGCUUUUCUGACAUUACAGGGAUGUGCAAAUCUCGCCCACAAGGAAGCCCUCCGGAGAUGUUGCCUCCAGUGCCCUCCAGGUUACCGCCCAAAGACCGCAUGUCCCUUGGAUUUGGACAGAGACUGCGCAAAGAUACCUUGUGAGCCGGAAUAUUACCUGAACCAGCAACUUGUGAGGCCACGGUGUGAGGCGUGCGUGAAAUGCACAACCGAGCGGCACUUGCUGGAAAGAUCUGCUUGCACCCAGGACACCGGCCGGGUUUGCGAGUGCGAAUCUGGACGGUUUUGCCAAACGCCGGUGGCGAACUCAUGCGCCCGGUGCACGCCCCAUCGCUCCUGCAAACCGGGCUUUGGGGUCAGGACUAAAGGGACGGCGGAGAAUGACACCGAGUGCGAGGAAUGCCCUCCAGGGACAUUCUCCAACGAGGAUUCGAGCAUCCAACCCUGCAAUACCCACACCAACUGUACAAGACUAAACAAGAUUUCUGUUCGCAAAGGAAACGCCACUCAUGAUGAACGGUGCGCCAACCAGCCGUCUGUGAACAUAGCGGGCAUUUCCUUGGGCACUUCACCUCUUGAAUCCCUUGGCAAUAUAAUCAAGGAAGCUGUGGACACGCUGGACUCCGGACACUUGUUUGGCGAUGGCGCCACGACCGUUAGGAAACCGACAGAUGCACUGAACGCCAGCCUUUUCGACAUAACCAUAGAGAAGACUUGGAGAAGAGGUGAGCACGAUUUCACCCUCCUGGGAGUCCUCUUCCUUUUGGGACUGAUGCUUUGCGCCUGUGCGGUGAUGCUCUGGCGAAGGAGAGCUUGCCACAAGUGGACUGUCCCCUACAAAGUGAAAUUAUCUAAGAGGGCAAAGAUAUGUGCGAAGCAGAUGAAUAUGCUGAGCUCUGCAGAGAACCAUCAGAGAGAAAGAGAAACAAUGAAUAUCCAGCUUCUCACAGAAGAAUGCAAUGGCAGUUCACUCUUAGAAAUGGAGGAACCCCUCGAACUCGAUCCUGUAGGAACCGACCCGGUCCAGGCGGAUGGAGGAGUAUCGGGAGAGUCUCCUCCGCAAUGCACAAAUUGCAUCGAAAAAAUAUACAUCAUGAGAGCGGACACGGUGAUCGUCGGGUCCGUUUCGGAAGUGCCUUCUGGGAAGAAUUGCGCCGUGAGAGAUGAAGACGGAAGCUCUGGGAUGCAAAAAGAUGUAGAGGAGAAGGAAGUGACCAUACACUUCCCAGAACAGGAAACGGAAUUGUGUCUGGGAAGUGACAUCACAACGCCGGUGGAGGAAGAAUGGGAAUUCCACUACUCUGCGGAGGAGACUUUGGUCAUCUAGGAAGGAUGCUAUAGCAUCUAGGAA
Messenger RNA from Sceloporus undulatus (fence lizard), 1515 nucleotides. RefSeq names its product TNF receptor superfamily member 8 (gene TNFRSF8). Gene Ontology annotation, molecular function: protein binding. The transcript has 10 exons. NCBI's taxonomy places the organism in Eukaryota, Metazoa, Chordata, Lepidosauria, Squamata, Phrynosomatidae. The record is from RefSeq and is a predicted model, not a curated record. The coding region runs from base 1 to 1491 and encodes 496 amino acids.